Messenger RNA from Diospyros lotus (date-plum), 2095 nucleotides. RefSeq lists its product as uncharacterized. NCBI's taxonomy places the organism in Eukaryota, Viridiplantae, Streptophyta, Magnoliopsida, Ericales, Ebenaceae. The record is from RefSeq and is a predicted model, not a curated record. Bases 118 to 1713 code for a protein of 531 amino acids. Gene Ontology annotation, cellular component: chloroplast envelope. The transcript is spliced from 13 exons.
AAAGAAAAUCCAAUGAACCGAUUUUCAGCCACUCGCAAAUUCUUCUGAUAACAUCAAAUACAUACCACCUAGAAUUCCCAUUUUGAUGGCCGGAAUCUGAACGACAAGGUCUUUGAAAUGGCUUCCAUAUCCACGUGUUUCACUGUAACGGCCAAGUCCCACUCUAUCCCAUUGUCUUCUUCCAAAUCCCCCUUCCUCGUCAAACCCAUUUGUCAAUUCCACUCUUUGAGGCCACAUGCUUUGAAUUUUAUCAAGAACAAUCCAUGUUUAUCACCCAAGAUUCGCCAAAGCAACAGGAGUGGCAUCUGGGUUCAUAGUCUUGUUGUCAGGGCGAGUGUUGAUGCUGCCGCCGCCGCAAUCAAGCCAGGAGGAGCAGUGGAGAGCGAUAAGCUGCCGGCAGAUGUGCGGAAGCGGGCCAUGGACGCCGUCGACGUGUGCGGAAGGAGGGUCACGAUUGGGGACGUGGCGAGCAAAGCUGGGCUCAAGGUGAACGAAGCCCAGAAAGCUUUGCAGGCACUUGCUGCUGAUACCGAUGGCUUUUUGGAGGUAUCUGAUGAAGGUGAUAUUCUUUAUGUUUUUCCAAAAGAUUAUCGGUCAAAGCUUGCAGCCAAGUCUUUUAGGAUGAAAAUUGAACCUUUUCUUGAAAAGGCUAAGUCAACCGCGGAAUAUUUAGUGAGGGUGUCCUUUGGAACAGCACUAAUAGCUUCAAUUGUGAUUGUCUAUACUGCAAUUAUUGCUCUCCUUUCAAGUAGAAGUGAUGAAGACAACCGUGGGAGACGUGGAGGCAGAUCAUAUGAUUCUGGUUUCGCAUUUUACUUAUCCCCAUCUGAUUUGUUUUGGUAUUGGGAUCCAUAUUACUAUAGGAGGCAAAGAAUACGGGCAGAUGGAGAUGGGAUGAACUUCAUUGAAUCUGUUUUCUCAUUUGUGUUUGGAGAUGGUGAUCCAAAUCAAGGUAUUGAAGAAAAGCGGUGGAAGUUGAUUGGAGAAUAUAUAGCAUCAAAUGGCGGUGUUGUCACAGCUGAAGAACUUGCUCCCUAUCUUGAUUUAGACACUAGAAAAGAAACGGGUGAUGACUCAUUCAUCCUGCCUGUGCUUUUACGUUUUGAUGGUCAGCCAGAAGUAGAUGAUGAGGGAAAUAUUCUCUACCGAUUUCCAUCACUACAACGAACAGCUUCCCCACAGAGGAAUGCAAGGAGGGAAUAUGUUGGGAGAAAAUGGGCUGAUUGGAUGGAAGGGGUUGAGAAGUUUUUUAAGGAGAAAGAAUGGCAAUUCAGUAAAACUAGUACGUCUGAGAGGGCAAUGGUCAUUGGACUGGGAGGACUUAAUUUCUUUGGGGUCAUUGUACUGGGUACCAUGCUGAAGAAUACUGGAACUGUACCAAGUGGAUUUCUUACAUUUGUUUCUGACAUAUUUCCUUUACUUCAGAUAUAUGCUGCUUCUUUUUUUGCAAUUCCUUUCGUCCGCUGGGUUUUCAUUCGCAAUAGAAAUGCUGAAAUAGAGAAGAGGAAUCUUUCAAGGGAACAGCGUGCUCGAGCACUUGAAUUGCCAGACCUUUCUUUGAGGCGGAAGCUGCUGAGUGCUCGGGACAUGUCCCAGAGAACGGUCAUCGGACAGGACAGGAUUGUCUAUAGUACUGACAAGGACUUAUUCGAUCAGGACUACGAAGCACGAGAGUGGGAUCGGAGAUUCAAAGAGAUUGAGAAGUCCGAAUGAGAGGAUAUGACUUCAUCAUGUCCUUUCAUUACUUAUAUCUUGGCUUCAACUGGUACAGAGGCAGAGAGAGCUGUAUUAUGGAUUGUGCUUGCCUUGGAGAGAGAGAGAGAUAAAGAGAGGGAAAUGUAUCAGUGUUGAUAUUUUCCCACCAUUUAUUAUUAUCUUUCAACACGAGGACACUGGGGGAAGAUGGCAGACUGGCAGUAAUAGCUGUGUAUAUGAUGAGCAUUGUCCAUAUAGGGUCCCUGGUCCCAAAAAUGAAGGGCAUUCAGUAAUUUUUGAUUCUGCUAUGUAGCAAGCCAAUUGCAGAAGCUCUAUAAUAACCCUCAUAAUGUUGUCAAAACAUGCACUUUGUGAUGAAAGGUGGGAAUAUUUCACGUUC